Molecule: messenger RNA, 666 nt
Organism: Chenopodium quinoa (quinoa)
Lineage: Eukaryota; Viridiplantae; Streptophyta; Magnoliopsida; Caryophyllales; Amaranthaceae
Product: CSC1-like protein At3g54510
Exons: 4
Coding region: 1-666 (221 amino acids)
Cellular component (GO): plasma membrane
Molecular function (GO): calcium-activated cation channel activity
Source: RefSeq, a predicted model, not a curated record
AUGUCAAAAAGCGUGGCUGAUUUUUUCACAACAUACAUCUUGUCUGAUGGACUGUCUGGUUUCUCACUAGAAAUACUGCAAGCGGGCCUACUGGUUUGGGAUGCCAUAAAGAGACAUACAUUUGGUCGUGGAAAGAAAAGAUCUCCUUAUGUUUAUUCUCUGCCUUAUUUCAGGGUCAUCCCUUUUGUUUGUCUCUGCUUUCUGAUUGGCAUGGUUUAUGCACUUGUGGCUCCCUUGCUCCUUCCAUUUGUGCUUGGCUACUUAUACUUGGGAUACGCUGUCUACAUGAACCAGAUUGAGGAUGUGUAUCCAACUUUUUAUGAGACUAGUGGACAAUAUUGGCCAUACGUUCAUUCUUACAUCUUUUUCUCCCUCUUUCUCAUGCAAAUCACUAUGAUUGGUCUUUUCGGAUUGAAGUCAAAGCCAGGGGCAUCAGUUGCCACAUUACCACUUCUUGUGCUCACAUUACUGCUCAACGAGUAUUGCAAGCUCCGCUUUCUUCCGUCUUUCAGCCAACAUACUAUCCAGAUUCUUAAGGAGAAUGAUGAGAGCGAUGAGAAAGAAAGUAAUCUGGAUAUCAACUCCCAUAAUGCAGCAGAUGCAUAUCGACCACCUUUCUUAAGACCAGUUAGCUUUGCUGAAGAAGGAUCAAGCUCUUCUCAGUGA